Messenger RNA from Dermacentor silvarum, 369 nucleotides. Its product is annotated as shematrin-like protein 2. NCBI's taxonomy places the organism in Eukaryota, Metazoa, Arthropoda, Arachnida, Ixodida, Ixodidae. The coding region runs from base 41 to 304 and encodes 87 amino acids. The record is from RefSeq and is a predicted model, not a curated record. The transcript has 2 exons.
CGGACAUCAGUGGACGUGCAGCCGUUGAAGGAAGUUAGCCAUGAAGAUCACGAUCGCCCUGUUCGUCUUCGCCUUGGCGAUUGGUGUUGCCUUGUCUGGCGGCCAAUACGGUGGUUACGCUGGCGGUCACAAAGUACACGGCGGUAGCCGCAAAGGUUACGGUGGAGGAUACCGCAUGAGCCAUGGUGGGUACCAUGGAAAAUCUCACGGUGGACAUCAUCGUGGCUACGGACACGGACACUCCGGUUACAGAGUCGGGAAGCAGCACGGAGGAUUGGGAUACGGGGCCAAGCACCACGGAUGAGACGGCUACGACAAAUACCCUUAAAUCCGGCAGCUUUCUAUGUGAAUUGGCUGCUACGUGCCUGA